AUGGCUGCGGUGGACGGCAUGCCCACCUUUGGAGCCGAGCUCAAGGAUGGGUUCAAACCAGCCAGCGCCUGGGUAUCCCACGGCAUAGCAUGGCUCGAAGACAUCCAGCAGUUCUACCGCGAGCGAUCGGCCAUCGAAAAGGAAUACAGCGCCCGGCUCAGCGCGCUCGCCAAGAAGUAUUUCGAGAAGAAGAAUAAGCGGUCAUCGUCGCUGAGCGUCGGGGACACGCCGAGCAUGACGCCCGGUUCCCUCGAGAGCGCCUCCGUCACCACCUGGGCAACCCAGCUCACGACGCUCGAGUCUCGCGCCGCCGAGCAUGACAGCUACGCCAACGGCCUCCUGACCGAUGUCGCCGACCCUCUCAAGCACUACGCCGCCCGCUUCGAGGAGCUCAGGAAGCGCCACAUCGAGUAUGCCGACAAGCUCGCGGCCGAGCGCGACGCCUCCUACGCCGACCUGCGCAAGGUCAAGACCAAAUACGACGCGACCUGCCAGGACGUCGAGGCGAAGCGCAAAAAGUCCGAGUCGCAGCACGACAAGGCCAAGGCCCAGAGCGCCUAUCAGCAGCAGAUCAUCGACAUGAACAACGCCAAGAACACGUACCUCAUCGCCAUCCACGUCACGAACCGGCAGAAGGAAAAGUACUAUCACGAAUACGUUCCCGAGGUCAUGGACAGCCUGCAAGACCUCAACGAGUUCCGCACCCUCCGUCUCAACGAGCUGUGGACGGCGGCGACGAAGCUCGAGGGCGACAUGCUGCAGCAGAGCCACGGCAUGGAGGACCGUCUGGUCCAGGAAAUUUCCCGCAACGCGCCGCAUCUCGAUUCCGUCAUGUACAUGCGCCACAAUAUGGGUGGCUUCCAGGAACCCGCCGAAAGGGAGUUCGAGGCGAGUCCGGUAUGGCACGACGACGACGUCAUGGUCGUCGACGACACGGCCAAGAUUUACCUCCGCAACGUCCUCGGCAAGUCCAAGUCGCAGCUCAGCGAGCUGCGGAGGGAGGUGGACAUGAAGCGGAGGGAGGUGGAGAACGUGAAACGACAGAAGCAACGAGUCCGGGACGGCACCGACGACGGCGACGAGGUCGAGGUCGUCCGGAACCUCUUUGCCCUGCAAGAGGACCUGCACAGCGUCGACCGACGACGGCUGACCGCCGAGGUCGAGGUGUCUACCAUCACCUCGGUCGUCGGUGACGUCACGCUCGGGGCCAAGAACCACAACUUCAAAAGCCAGACGUUCAAGAUCCCGACCAACUGCGACCUCUGCGGCGAGCGCAUCUGGGGCAUCAGCGCCAAAGGCUUCGACUGCCGGGACUGCGGCUACACCUGUCACGGGAAGUGCGAGAUGAAGGUGCCUGCCGACUGCCCCGGCGAGCAGACCAAGGAGGAGCGUAAAAAGCUCAAAGCCGAGCGCCAGACGACGGCGAACAAGCUCCUCUCGCCAGACACGACCGCCCCCGCCCACGUGGCCGAGCUGCCGGACCUGACGCGAUCCAACACGAUGAACUCGCUGAGUUCGCAAUCCGCCAGACGAGUCUCCGGCCGCCUGACGCCGGCGGAUGAGGCGCCGGCCGGCGCGGAUGGAGCCCCGAGCCCGGGCCCGAGGCCAAACCCGGCCGUCCCACCGGCCACGAGUGCGCCCGCCGGCGUCAAGAGGAACCGAAUCGUGGCACCACCCCCGGCCGGUUAUGUCACCGAGCUUCCCGGCAACGGCAUGAACGGCGGAAACAAGGAGGAGAAGAAGGGCAAGAUGCUCUACUCGUUCGAGGGCAGUGGUGACGGCGAACUGACGGUGCAAGAGGGACGGGACGUUGUUCUGCUGGAGGCCGAUGACGGCUCCGGAUGGCUCAAGGUCCGCGCCGGUUACAAGGAAGGACUCGUCCCGGCCACGUACGUCGAGCUCACCGCCGCGCCACCGCCGACCCUCGUCGCUCCUCGUCCCUCGUCGACGUACUCCAACUCGACAACCUCCUCUGCCGGGCCGGGCACGGCUUCCAACACGGCGCUCGCCAAGAAGAAGGGCCCAGCCGUCGCGCCGCGGCGAGGCGCCAAGAAGUUGCGCUAUGUCGAGGCCUUGUACGAGUACACGGCCCAGAGCGAGGCUGAGCACUCCAUGGCCGAGGGCGAGCGCUUCGUCCUCGUCAAGGAGGACCCCGGCGAUGGUUGGGCCGAGGUCGAGAAGGCUGGCGUCACGGCCAGCGUACCGGCGAGCUACGUCCGCAUUGUCUAA
Drechmeria coniospora is the source of this 2229-nucleotide messenger RNA. RefSeq names its product actin polymerization protein Bzz1. Gene Ontology annotation, biological process: regulation of actin filament polymerization. Gene Ontology annotation, molecular function: protein binding. The transcript is spliced from 4 exons. The coding region runs from base 1 to 2229 and encodes 742 amino acids. NCBI's taxonomy places the organism in Eukaryota, Fungi, Ascomycota, Sordariomycetes, Hypocreales, Ophiocordycipitaceae. The record is from RefSeq and is a predicted model, not a curated record.